Molecule: messenger RNA, 8055 nt
Organism: Hydractinia symbiolongicarpus
Lineage: Eukaryota; Metazoa; Cnidaria; Hydrozoa; Anthoathecata; Hydractiniidae
Product: protein unc-79 homolog
Exons: 37
Coding region: 862-7365 (2167 amino acids)
Molecular function (GO): protein binding
Source: RefSeq, a predicted model, not a curated record
AUAAGCUAUUUAUCAAGUAAUACUUAUCAAAAACCAUCAAAAACAGUUUUUUUAAGAACUUCGCUACCACAUAGGAAUUUUAUUUUAAUUUUUAUAGUUUUCUGAAUUAUUGGUGGUGAAUCUUUAAGUGUUUUUUUUUUCAGGAAUUGUUCUGGUUUUUGGGGUUUUUUUCGUGCGCAUACUCAAAUUUUUUUCAAAUGCCGAUACUGCCCGAAAACGUCCGCACUUUUUACAGCGUAUGCGGCUUAUUGGCACCCUUGUUUUCUAAAUUAAAUUUGUACAUUGGCAAAAUAUAAUCAACAGCCAAACAACUAAUCAAAAUUAGAGCAUUAUGCUUUUUAUAAAAAAUGUUUAGAUAAUUAUUUAAAGUCAAAGGGUUUUUUAAAAUAUACUAAUUCAAUAAAGUACUAAAUAAUUUACAUCCCACGAUACAUUGUUAUUUUCGCUUUUCACAUUGCGACUAUGAUGAUACAUCUUUAAACAUAAUAUAUAAUCACUUAAUUAAUGUCACGAAAGAAUAACCCCAUUAAAUAUAAAUAGUUGUUUUAUUGUUGUUUUUUAAAUUAAUAGUAUAUUCGUCGUUGUAAGCUUUAUUCUUGUUUCUGAUGACUCCAACUUAAUCAGUUCUAUCGGCCUGGCCUAAUUUUCACAAAAACAAAAAAUAAUGAUACCAAGCAAAAAAUUUUUAAAGAAAAAAAAAUGAACAACAAACAAACAUUUUCUUAUCCCAUCCCAUUAUGCUUGAUAAAAUCUAAUACCGGAAGACUUUUAGUCGAUACCAUUUGGAAUAAAUAAUAAAAACAAGGUAGAAUACUUUUGUCGUAACACCGUUGAGGUGAACGCCGGUCGAGCACGACAGACAUGAGUGACCAUACUCAAAAGAUUGUCAGAAGUAUCAGAAAUGUAACAAGAUAUUAUAUAUGUUUACAAAUAACAAGGACGUUUCAGGUAAACAGAAUGGAAGUGAACGAAGGAUAUUCAACAAAGUCUAAACAGUUUGCUGCAAAAGUUCGUGUGUUGAAAGAUUUCGUAAAAGAAAAUGCUGCAACAACACAAACUGGUAGGGAUGUCAUAACCAAUUUGAAAUAUUUUCAAUCAACUUUAUUUGCGUGGGUAAAAGAUAAGAACUCAUGCUUCAUUCCAUCACAGUAUAAAUUUGAUGGCAGCAAGUUUCCUCAUGCAGACUACCAGGAGCUAUUUAACACAUUAUUUGUGUUGUUGAAACAUUCGGAGAGCCUGGAAGAAACAGAGGAUUUAUGUGAUGCCUUAGUAACAACAAUAGCAUGUAUAGUACCAUUUUUAUUACAAGAAACAAUCUUAGAGCUACCGUUAAUAAUUGCUGAAACUUUAUAUGAUAUAUCGCAACCUUGGCAAACAAAGUUGAUAGACUUACUAGUACAGUAUAUUAUUCCUUUAAUAUAUGCUUUCAUGACUCCUGAUAUUAAUGACGAAAUGGCAGAUAUAAAUCUUUGCAUACCUUCAGUGCUAGCAAGUGUAUUAGAUGCUGCUGAUAUUGGAGCAUGUGCUAAAGUAAUGGAAAGUCUAAUGAGAUUUAAAAUUGAUGUGUCAUCAGAUCUAUUAACAGUACUGGCAUACGGCACAAGAGAAUCUUUGGAGAGUUCUGUUCACUUAUUAAACAGAUAUUUUCCACCAGUAGAUAUUGGAAGUGUAAAAGCCUACCAAUCUCCUUCAUAUGAAUCUAUUUUACCAUAUAUGUGUCAGUCUGAUCUCUGCAAGAAUGCUCAUUCACAAAAAGAGGCUGUCAAGUUAUGCCUGGACCCAUCAUUAUGUGCGUUUUAUAAUGAUCAAGCACCACCCAUGUACUUUUGUCAAGGCUGUUAUAGUGCUCUUGGUAAAACUGAUAGUCAAUUAUUUCUCAAUGUUGUGCAGCCUGUUUCGUUAGUCUCGCAAGUGUGUGAUAAUGUUGAUUGCCGAUUCGGAUUUAUGAAAGCCUUAUAUUUUUGUUUUUCGCUGGAAUGCACAAAGAAGAAUGAUUAUAAACCAAUCAGGCUUUGUGAAGAUUGCCAUUCAAGACUUCAUGUUGGACCAAAUAUAUCACACAUGAAUCACCGAUGUUUAAAGGAAUUGUGGACUACUCCUAAUCCAGAGCAAACCUACUUAGUCGACGCUAUAGUAAGAUUGUGGACCGAAGCCCAGCCAGAAUACCAUGUAAAGUGUGCUAGGAUGGGUGUUGAAAUGGAGAAUGUUUUCCUUGAACAAAGUAAACAACAAGAUCCUAUGGUAUAUUUAAAGAAAAUAUUUCGUAGCUUUCAUGGCCUCGAUCUGUUAAAAACAACUUGUCCACUUCCACCCUCUCAGUUUCAUUUGGAACAUCUGACUCGUUUAAUUGCAAUGCUCCUGGUAUGGAUAGAAUCUGUUGAAUAUGCCACCCAUCCUAAAGCAGUACCAAUUGUUAAACAAAAGAAAAAGCAAGCUAUUAGCUGGAUAAAUAAAAUAUUGCAAUAUGAUGUAGAUUUAUAUGCUAGCUGUUUACUACCAAGUCCCCCUUUGGCAGCCCGUGUUGGUCACCCAUGGGAGCUGUUUACCAGUGUUGUCCGAAAAGAUUUAGAAAUAUUACAACGUCUGGUUACACUCACUAAGCAAGAAUUGAUAUGUGAACAGGUUUGGGAUCAAAUUAUGCCAGAAUGGAUGCAGGAGAUAAAAGACAACGUUCCUGUUGAAGAUAUUAGUAUUUUUAAAAAAGUGUUAGGUAACUUAUUUGAUUUGGAAUCAGAAGCUCGUCCAGCCUAUGCAAUUAAUUUUAUUGAAAAGCGUUUAGAGUCAUCACUGGUUAAACAGAGUCAAGAAGGUCUUGUGUGGGUUCAGAUAUUAUCUUAUCUGGAUGUGAAAUUACACAUUAAAAAAUUGUUGGAGAAGUUUAUAGAAAUGGUGAUAACACACAACGAUGUCCAAGUUACAAAUGAACAUUCCAUUCCAACUGCUUUUCCCUUUCCUGAUCAAUUUACACUCCAAGACAUCUCAAGUGGGAAUCGAUUGUCUCGACAAAACUCAUCAAACAUCUCAACACCGGUGUCGAGUAGUUUACCAAUACUUAAAAAUGUAAAAGAUGAUUUAUCAGUGUCAAUUCUUAUGAUGGAUGUCUUGAUUAAGCAGUUAACUCUGCAAAAAGGUUCUGAUGGUUGUGUGUAUAUUGCUCCAAAAGAAAACACACGGUUGAGCGUAUUAUUGGUUUGCGUGCUUGACCAAUCUUUCAAAGGAACACACAAUGGCCAUCAAGACACAGAAUGUCCACAUUGUAAAAUUAUGAGCGUAAUAUUUUACCAAAUUUCAUUACUGGUUGACCUUGUUGUGCGUCAACAAGUUGUUGUAAGCGAAGAAAAGUCAGAAUAUUCAAAGUCAAUAAUAUGGAAAACUUCCAGUAACGCAUCUAAAACCUCAUACAUAUCACCAGAAAAUUCAGUCACUGCAUCUGCUUCAACAGAAACUUUUGCUGCACAUUCUGAAAGCAUAAAUUCUGUAAUCAUGGAAGAAGAAAAAGAAGAAGAUGAAGAAAAAGAAUUAUUGAAAACUGAAGAUAAAAAUGAUGGCGAGGAAAUGGAGAAGAAUAUUAAAGAAUUAAAAAAACACUUAGAACAUCUACCAUCAAAAGUGGAUGUGGAUGAAAUAAUGUUGACGCAACGAGGAAGAACUGAUCUUAAUAGCAGUUCAUUAUAUUCAAUACCAGAAUUGCAAAUAUUGGAAAAGUUAGUACAGCAACUGGAGCAAGUUCCAGAAACAUCAGUAAUGGUGCAUAUACUGACAAGUUUGGACAUUCUUUGCUGUCGCGGAGAGUGUUUAAAAAUGGUGGCUGAGGAAGACACUGAGUUACUUCGAAAGCUUCAAAACCUUGCAUUAGUUCCUUGUCUUUGGAAAUUGUUGAAAUCAUCUUGCUCCAACAUAGCUCAACGAGUAGUCCCUUUGUUGUUACACUGCUGUUGCCUUCCAUUUGGAGCAGAGAGACUGUGUUCUGAGCUUGAGAAAGAUUUUACAAGUGAAGAGUGGAAAGAUCGCUUUGCUGCUGUUGACAAAGUUGGUUUAAUGUGUCAAUUCGUAUCUGACGAAUAUAUUUGCAAUUCUCCCUAUGCUCGCUCAGUAGUCAUUUACGGAAUGGUGUUCUUAACUCAUGCUUUUGAAGAUAUUUCAACAAUGGUGGCUACCCGAGCCAGAAGUGUCAUUCAGUCUAUCAACAUAACGUCACUAAAGGUUAUAUAUAAGUACAUGGAGGAACACUUUUCUUGUGUUGGCGAUGAUAGGUUGACGUUACUGCAUUCCUAUCGAGUUAUCCACAUGAUCAUUCCAGAAUCAUCUCCAACAAGCGCUGAAUUUUUUCUGAUGUUAUUUAAGAAGAUGAAAUCGUUUGAGGAAAAAAAGAGAAAGUUCUUUCGUGAUCAUACAAUUGUAAAGGAAGAUGAGAAUGAGAAUGGUGGUUUGCUUCCAAUGUUUAACAGAAGAUUUCCUUCAAAUAAAACAAAGUUUUUCUCUGCAAAAACAUGGCCAACAAAAUUAUUUGGAAAAAUUGGUUUUGUUCCUUUGAAAUAUUACAAAGAAACAUUCACGUUACAAGCAAGAAAACAGUAUGGUAUGUGGGACGGACACCUAGACAGAUCUAAUGAUACACCUGCACAUUUCAAACACAUGAUGUCAUCAGAUAUUUCACCUGCUGUUGAAAUUGCAUUGGACACAGUCUCAGAGGAGUGUGAAAAUGAAUUGAAGCAGACACUUAGCACCCAACCAACUGUCACAGGUGAUGCAGCACCAACAGAGGAGGAAGUUUUAUCUUUAUUGAUUGCUCAGCUAGUUGAAUUUUUAUCUACAAAACAAAAAGACAAAAUUGAUGAUACACUUGGAAGAACUAGUUUUAACGAAAUACAGCAUAUUAUUACCUAUAUUGGUUUUUGGAUGGGGCUUGAACGUACUGUUACACAAAGAUGGUUGACGCCACAAAAAAUGUCAAUUAAGCGCUUCAGAAAGAACCCCAUAUUUGUUACUUUUCUAAUGCAUCUUCCAAAACUCCUUGAUGGAAACAAAGAGUAUGGAGAAUUUUUCUUGUACCUUGCUUUACAAGUUAUGGAAACAUGUAUCAAACGAAAUCCUGGUGAUGAUUUAGCAAACACAAGGUUAUCGUUAAUACUUCUUGAGCCACAUCUUCAACAUUCAUGGUUAACAGCUUUAAUUGUGAUCCUAUAUAAGCACUCAUUCCAAGACCAUCAAAAUGCUAUUUGGAAUUUUAUUCAUGUUGUAAAAAAUACAAUUAAUGGCCAUGGUAAGCAUAUAUGUGGAUUUUCUAAAGCAAAAGAAUCCAUUUCUAUGCGCCAUCUUGUAAAUAUGAAAGUGGCAAUGAAAAAGAAGAUCAAGAAGCAGCAUACGGAUGCAGGGAAAGGUAUGGAGAUGCAAGAUCUGACUGGCAUAUCUUUCGCAGAAUCUCCUUCACAAGCAAGCACAUUAGAUUCUAGAAUUCAAGGACCUGUUUCAGAAUCUCACAAUUCACAUUUACCAUUUCUGGAGAGCACUGAAGACUUGGUGUUAUCUGCAGAAUAUAAAGUAUGCGCUUUAUGUGGAAUUGCUUUGUUCCAAUAUGAUGAAGAAACAAUCAAUCUUGCUAUUGUGGCACUGUUGACAUUUAUACACAUGGAUGCGACACAUUCUGCACCAUUAGUUAUUGAUACCAUAUUAAGUAUCACAAGGAAAGCGAAAACAAAUUCAGUAGAAAAAUCAGCACAAGGAUGCUUGUCACCUACUGCUAGCAUUGCACAGCAAUUUUUACGUUGUGUUUAUGAAAAACUGGCCCAAAGUCGUUUGUUUCCUGAGUUAUUUAGAAUUGAAAAUUUGGAUGAUGAUUUUUUUCUCAUGAUGGCUUCCGUUUUGCAAGACUUUGAUAUGCUCACACAACUUUCACCAAUCAAAUUGUCUUUGCAGGAUAUAAAUGAGAGCAAAUCAACAGAUCGUAUUACUAUCUUCUUAAACAAUUUGUCGAAGUACGUCAAGAUAGUGCAACAUCAUGCAGAAUGGGAGGAUCUCCAGAGUGUUUUUGAUACAUUUCUGAUCAACAUUAUACAGUUGAUACCAAAUCAGGUUAACAUGGAUUGUCUUCUUGAUAUCAUGAGUAUGGUACUGAACUCCCAAAAAACAACAUUUAGGGUCCUUAUUGAUUUGAUUGACAAUACCAUGUCUCACAUUGUGAAAAAUUGUUUAUUCAGUGUCAAAUCACUACAAGAUAUUUGUACUGCUUGUAUAGAGUCAUUUUCCAGGGAUCGAGACCAAACAAGGUUGACUAAGAAAGUCAGCUUGAUCUUGACCAUGGUGCUAUCUUCAAAGUUAGCUUUAUCAGAAGAAGCAAUUGCCAACCUUAUCCAGUUCUUUUGCACUGAUGUUGGCACGAGAUGUAAUUUCGAACUUUUGAAUUUCCCUUUAAGAGAGCCCCCUGUAAAGAAGUCCACAAAAGCAGUCGAGACUUUGGAUGUUAACUACAGUCAUGAAGUGAUUGAAUACUUGAAAACACCACUUCGACGCGUUAAGGAAUGUCACUUCAAUGAAAAACUAAUCAAUGGAGAAUUGUAUCAAAGUACAAUCAAGUUAUCUGUGGCCCAAUUCAUUGCUGUACAUAUUUCGCAAGCUAGCGACAGUCGAUUCCAUUCGAAGUUACUUUCAUUUCUUGUGUGUAAUGAUGGCCACGACAGUUUGAUGAAUCAGUUAGUAAGCUUAGACGUUCAAGAGUUCAUGAUGCAAUUCAGGAUAUACUGUUGGAUUAUCCUCGGUACUCUCUAUCAUUCAUACAUGACUGAAAAACCACUGAUUGUGUUAUGUUCACCUGGAAAAGCCUUACUAGUGUCAGAGCUUAUCAGGACUGUGUUUCAAAGUUUUUUAGAAGGCGAGGAGAACUUUGGCAAAACUAAGACCAGAUCUCAACUUCAUUUUUCGUUUCUGCUUGCACAAAUUUGGACUGUUUACAUAGAGGGGUUCAUAAUUGUACAAGUGAACCAAACCUCAGAUGUCAACCCCAUUGCAAUGAUCAAAGAAUUCUGGUCAUGUUUGACUCCCGUGGUGUAUCAGUUGUUGCAACAUCAAAAACAGCUGCACCUUGAAACUAUCCAACUAUUUUCAUCUCUUGUGGAGAAUAUUUCAAUCCAUUGUCCAAGAUCGUUUACUCAGUUAUAUCCAUUAUGGGAGCCACUGUUAAAAUUGUACGUGAAUGAGAUUCCACCCCAUAUUGUUCGCAAAAUAGAUGUUGGAGCACCAGGUGACAUGAUGCAUGGCGAAUCACGCAAAGAAGUAUACAGACAGUGGUUAGUUGAAAUGCAGAAACAGUUGUGGAGUACAGAGCGAAUGUCGAAGGGAAAGAUAGCUACUAAUUCAAUAAUGGUAUAACAAACUAAUUGACAACGCAUGUAUAAAAAAUAGCUACACAAAAAACAUUUAUUGUUAAUUAUUAUUAACGUUUAAGUUAGCCCGGUUAUUUUAUUUCAGGGCCCAUAAUUUAGUUUUAAAGGUGAAGGGUUAACAUGGUGACUAGAAGGGGUCCCACCAUGGCUGGACCUGCCUUAGAAGAUGUCUGAAGUUUAGGACUUCUGGAUUGCCUAAAAGAGUUUUGAAAGUUUUACUGUGUUAGAAUGGUAAAAAUAUUGUCUAAUCCAAUCUAUGCUAUGACUGAAAGACAUUUGUGGGCCAUGGCUUUGAGUUUCUUUGAACCCUGCAUUUUUUUAAAUUCUUUUAGACUUUACAAGAAAAUUUUAAAAAAUAGGAAAAAGGCGAAUAAUUUAGACAAUGAAUAGCUAACAUUUUUUUCAAAAUACUUCAAGAAAAGAUGGAAACAUUAUUGCUCUUCUAGUCGCCACUUAAAAUUUGUUCAAAAUUUUUCCGUUUUUAACUGAUUUUCUAUUGUUGUUUUUUUGUGUUAAAUACCAAUCCCAAAAAGGUUAUUGUACAGUUUGGUCUACAUGAAUUUUAUUUUUUAUUUUAAAUAAUUGUAUUUUUAUUUAUUUGUUUUUAUUUAUAAACAUAUGAAGUGUAUUUUCAGUGAAUUAUCCAUGCUAGUUUCGUAGAAAAAUGUCAAUAAAA